GAAGCGUGUGGUUGUACAAUCGGAUCAAUGGUCUGUGCUGAGUGGCUGCGGCGGGGCAGAGUUGGGGAUUUGAACCCUCUGAUCAGCUGCAGAGGUUCACACACUGCUGGACGUCUGGCAGCAGUUUUCACCGGCGAUUUCCAAAGUGCUACAUGGCAAUACCACUCAAGAGAAUCAUGAGGCAACGCUGUGCUCUCAAACACGGAAUACUCAAGGAAUUCCUGGCAGAAUUCCUGGGGACGUUUGUCUUGGUCUUGUUCGGCUGUGGCUCAGUCGCUCAGACCGUCCUCAGUCGGAACACCCUGGGCGAACCUCUCACCGUCCACAUCGGCUUCUCUGUGGGACUGAUGAUGGCAGCGUAUGUGUCCGGGGGAGUGUCAGGGGGCCACGUGAACCCCGCCGUCUCUCUGGCCAUGGUGAUUCUGGGCAAACUGAAGAUUUGGAAAUUUCCCUUCUACGUCAUCGCUCAGUUUCUCGGUGCCUUUGCCGGAGCUGCUGCAGUCUUUGGAUUAUACUAUGAUGCUUUCAUGGACUUCACCAGCGGGAUUCUGUCAGUAACUGGAAUCAAUGCAACAGGCCACAUCUUUGCUUCCUACCCAGCGAGACACCUGUCAGUCCUCGGGGGCUUCAUCGACCAGGUGGUGGGGACAGGGAUGCUGGUUUUGUGUAUCCUCGCCAUCAUCGAUGGUGGGAACAUCGGAGCUCCUAAAGGCGUGGAGCCGCUGGCCAUCGGACUCGUCAUCAUGGCCAUCGGGGUGUCCAUGGGACUGAACUGCGGAUACCCCCUGAACCCCGCCAGAGACCUGGGACCCCGGCUGUUCACGGCCAUGGCUGGAUGGGGGAUGGAGGUUUUUAGCACUGCAGACUACUGGUGGUGGAUCCCUGUGGCGGGGCCCAUGGUCGGGGGAGUGGUCGCGGCCAUCAUCUACUACCUGCUCAUCGAGCUGCACCACCCCCGCGAAGAGCCCGAGAAGCCCCACGAGGAGGAGGAGGAGGAGGAAGACGAGGAGGACGACGACAGCAGUCUGAAGGACAAAUAUGAGAUGAUCACCAUGAGCUAAAGAAAAAAACCACCAGACAGGAACCUCCAGGACUGAGUGUAUUCAGAUUCACCUGCUCUCAGUGUCGGCCAGUCAGACGACAAACACCCAGCACAGCCUCCUCUGUCAGUGUCAGCUCUCUGUGCUCAACCUGUUCAUAGGCUGUAGGUCCACCUCUGAUUGACUUCAUGCUCGGCAGAGACCAGCUUCUCCAGCUCAGCGAUGACAACAUUAAAAACCUGCACAGCUGAAAGCUCACAGUAAAAAUAAAUAAGGAAACUGUUUAGAUUGACAAACUGCUGCUAGAUGCACGCAAUAAAGAUGUGUGGACACUGUUUUAAAAACCAACACUGGACUGUCUCGUCCGCAGUUUAACGUUUUAUGUUUCAUAAACACAUGAAAAUCUCGGUCCUGCUUCACGAUGUUCUGACUUUUCAUCUAUUUGUGUUGUAAAUACUGUAUUAUAAAUAUGAUCCUCUAUUUGAAUGUGCUCAGUUGGAAUAAUAGUUUAAUAUGCAUGCCGGUUUCCUCCUAUUCUUAUUCUUAUUCUUUGUAUUUUACUCCAUGUUGUUUUGUCUACAUUAAAGUUUAUAAAAAUACCAA
This is a messenger RNA of Hippoglossus stenolepis (Pacific halibut), 1643 nucleotides long. RefSeq names its product aquaporin-9. Gene Ontology annotation, cellular component: plasma membrane; basolateral plasma membrane. The record is from RefSeq and is a predicted model, not a curated record. The transcript is spliced from 6 exons. Gene Ontology annotation, biological process: glycerol transmembrane transport; water transport. The coding region runs from base 153 to 1061 and encodes 302 amino acids. Gene Ontology annotation, molecular function: water channel activity; glycerol channel activity; urea transmembrane transporter activity. NCBI's taxonomy places the organism in Eukaryota, Metazoa, Chordata, Actinopteri, Pleuronectiformes, Pleuronectidae.